Gongylonema pulchrum is the source of this 285-nucleotide messenger RNA. Lineage: Eukaryota; Metazoa; Nematoda; Chromadorea; Rhabditida; Gongylonematidae. The record is from the annotation of a GenBank genome assembly.
AUGUUAGAACUUCAGGCUAGUUACUUGCAGAUUCCUUGGCAGAUUCCUUCGCGGACUCCUUCACGGACUCCUUCGCAGACUCUUUCACAGACUCCUUUCCAGAAUCCUUUGCAGAAUCCUUCACAGACUUCGCAGACUCCUUCACGGACUCCUUCGCAGACUCUUUCGCAGACUCCUUUCCAGAAUCCUUUGCAGAAUCCUUCACAGACUCUUUUGCAGACCCCUUCCCAGAAUCCUUUGCAGAAUCCUUCGCAGAAUCCUUCACAGAAUCCCUCGGAGAGAUGA